Molecule: messenger RNA, 1869 nt
Organism: Plectropomus leopardus (leopard coralgrouper)
Lineage: Eukaryota; Metazoa; Chordata; Actinopteri; Perciformes; Serranidae
Gene: ephx5
Product: epoxide hydrolase 5
Biological process (GO): arachidonate metabolic process; epoxide metabolic process
Molecular function (GO): epoxide hydrolase activity
Source: RefSeq, a predicted model, not a curated record
AUCAAGCCUUAGCGGCCAGUCGCGGGUGUGUUCGUUUUGUACACCGCUAGACCCCGUAGUUGCCCCUAACAUUUGUUGCAAUUCUAACAUUAUCUGAAGGCACACUAAAAGGAGACAAACAAGGUGUAAAUAAAUUACCUGCGUGGGCGCUUACUACCUUUGGAAUUGCAAAAUGCAAAAGCUGCAGGCUCUGAAGCAAACUUUCUGUGGAUUGGAUGUCGUCCAACAGCGGCUCCUAAUAGGCUCAGCCGUGGCAGCAGGGGGGAUACUGGCGUACAUGAUGUACAAGAGAAGACAAGUCAAAAGCAUCCCUCUUGGUGAAGGAUGGUGGGGAGCAGGAGAGAAGCCACUGUUAGAGGAUAACAAAAUCUAUCCUUUUAAAGUGCAAACAUCCCAUGAAGAGAUCAAGGAUCUUCAUGAGCGCAUUGACAGGACCCGCUACACUGACCCUUUAGAAGAUAGCCGCUUCCACUAUGGCUUCAAUUCCACACACCUUAAGAAAGUGGUUUCUUACUGGAGACAUGAGUUUGACUGGAAAAAGCAGGUGGCAGUGCUUAACAAGUAUCCUCACUUCAAAACUAAAAUAGAAGGACUGGAUGUGCACUUCAUCCAUGUGCGACCACCACACCGAGAGAACCAGAAGGUUCUGCCGCUCAUGCUCGUUCACGGCUGGCCGGGCUCCUUCUAUGAGUUCUACAAGAUUAUGCCUCUCCUCACAGAGAACAAGAGCGGUGUCGUGUUUGAGGUCAUAUGCCCGUCCAUCCCUGGCUACGGUUUCUCAGAGGCCCCUCAUAAACAAGGAUUUGACAGUCUUGCUGCUGCUCGAGUUUUCCUCACACUGAUGGAGCGUUUGGGAUUCUCCCAGUUUUACCUGCAAGGAGGAGACUGGGGCUCACUAAUCACCACCAACAUGGCACAGAUGAAGCCUCAGUGUGUAAAAGGUCUCCACUUAAACAUGUUUACUUCAAGAAGGGGGCUCAAAGUGUUGUUUUCCCUAAUGAUUGGUCCCUAUCUGCCCUUCCUGGUGGGCUUAACACGGGAAGAUGUUCGCCGGUUGUUCCCUUACUUUGAGAAGAACGUGUGGGACAUCCUGAGGGAAUCAGGCUACUUUCACAUCCAGGCCACUAAACCGGACACUGCAGGCUGUGGAGUGAACGACUCUCCUGUUGGCUUGGCGGCCUACAUACUGGAGAAGUUCUCCUCCUGGACUGAUCUAAAGAACAGAGAUCUGGUGGAUGGUGGGCUGGAGAGGAAAUUCAGCCUGGAUGACCUCUUGACAAAUGUGAUGAUCUACUGGACCACAGGCUCCAUGGUCUCCUCCAUGCGUUUCUACAAAGAGAACUUUAAGAGUAACCCUGACAAUAGAGUGGAUGGAAAGACAGGAAUAUUUGUGCCCACUGGACUUGCCGCCUUCCCUGGGGAGCUGAUACACUGCCCUAAAUCAUGGGCACAACUUAGGUUUCGACACAUCUACUCCUACACUUUCAUGUCUCGAGGCGGUCACUUUGCUGCAUUUGAGGAGCCCCAGCUGCUAGCCGACGACAUUUUCCAGUUUGUGAAAAAAGUGGAGCAGUCCUGCACUCACAGACCAAUGUAAUUAUGGUAAAUCUCUUUUUUAUUAUUGCAAUUGUGUUUGAUUUUGAUUUUUAAAACAAAUAACCGCUACUGAGAUCGUUUUCCCACUUUAAUAUAUUUUGUUGACUGAUUGCCUCCAAAAUUGCAUCAAUAUCAAAAUCCCUGUCAGCUUUUAAUAAAUGUAAACAUAGAUGAUACUGGCACUCCAAUUUAUCCAAAGAUUGGAUCAAAGAAAGCAGUAUAAUGCAUUAAACCUUUCAAGUUAUGCUCAUUAAAAUCAUAUUGCACUAAUAA